AUGUCAACUAUCUACUCCUUUCUAAAUACACAUGACAACCAUCACUCCGAUUGCGCAACGCCCGACACUCGUCUAGUUGUGUUGAUGACUCUUUCUACCGGAAUCGAAGCAGAUUGCCUAGGAAACAGCGUCAGCAUGAAUGUUGCAAUAAAGCCAAUCGACAGAUGGUCACGAGGAAUCCACCGUCGUCUGCUCGUGGAAUUGACCUUCGAAUCUCUUCCCCAAACACUUUCACUCGAAAUGGAAGUUGGCUCAACUCCCCCAACAGUCCGAAAGACGACUGGGCAUUGGGGACCCAUUGACGACCCCAUUCGAGACGGCAUCAUAACGACAAUUUCACAAAUGUCCCGGCGUCGGAGGCUGCAGGCUCUGUUGGACGGUCUGAAAAGGCUUCAGCUAACCCCCUCUUCUCCUUCUCCUCCUCCUCCUUCUCUUAAUGUUGCUUCUUUUACAGCCAGGCUCAUGUUCAGUUCUCGCCUGGCCGUCUCCCUUGUUAUGUUCUUCGGCACCUUGUGUCUCUACUCUCAGAGAUCCAAUCUGAGUGUGGCCAUCAUAUGCAUGACAAACAACUCCGCGGUGGCUGGCUUGAUCGACACCGAGAAAAACGCAUCCCCACCGGUGCCGCCGAGUGAGGCUGACCGAGAAAUCGUCGCUUCGGACCGUUGCCCGGAAAAUGACACCCAGUCGAGUGGAGUUAGUGACAUUUUGAACUUGUUUAUUUGCUAUUUGACCACCGGCCGGAUCGUCGGUGGGCACCGAUCACCUUGA
Molecule: messenger RNA, 768 nt
Organism: Protopolystoma xenopodis
Lineage: Eukaryota; Metazoa; Platyhelminthes; Monogenea; Polystomatidea; Polystomatidae
Source: the annotation of a GenBank genome assembly